This is a messenger RNA of Geodia barretti, 540 nucleotides long. NCBI's taxonomy places the organism in Eukaryota, Metazoa, Porifera, Demospongiae, Tetractinellida, Geodiidae. The record is from the annotation of a GenBank genome assembly.
CUGUCGACCAUCCGCCACGACGACUCGGUCGACGUGGAGGCGAUCGUGUCCAACACCCCGGGCGCCUCACCUGCGCAGAUGAUGGCGGCGCUGACCAAGGACACGGUGCGCAUCGCCCUGUUCGAGCACCGCAACGUGGUCACGCAACGGGACAUCGACCGCGCGCUGAUCCAUCAGUUGGCCGGCAUGGAGAACCCGAUCGAGGAGAUGGAGCCUGAGCAGCGGCGCUCCAUCGCAGUGCACGAGGCGGGCCACGCCGUAGUGGUCCACUAUGUGCUGCCGGAGAAGCGGAUCGGCCACCUGACCAUCCUGGCGCGCGGCCAGACGCUCGGCUUCAUGCUGCCGCUCGACGAGGUGGAGCAGUACUCGUAUCCGCUGCGCCGGAUCGUGGCCGACAUCAUGGUCGCCUUGGGCGGACACGCCGCCGUGCGCAUCAUCUACGGCGAGGAGUGGACCGGCGCCUACAGCGACUAUCGUCAGCCGACCGCUUCCGGCUCUUUGUUUACACGCUCGCACUCUCGGCCGCGCCGACGGAUGUGA